UUAAAUUUUUGACAAAAAAAAAUUAUAAAUAACAGUUUCUGAUCCCAUACUUAUAUUAAGACAAAAUAUUAGAAUAAAUCACUGCAAACCACAAUAAUAUUUCCAAUGAUUCCCUCCCACGCGAUAUAAAAGUUAGUUUAUGUAACGGAUGGGAAUGGGAGGCAUUGGAAAUCUCGUACACACGCAGUAAUUUUGGGGAUGGAAUCUGAAAAAAUUCUAGUCGCAGCUGGUUUAACAGCUGCUGCAGUUGUUGGAGCUUUUGUAUUUUGGGGCCCCUCACCAGGCUCCGGUGGUGGGAGAGGAAGGCUAGCAGGUUUAGUGAAUUUAGGGAAGACUUGCUUUUUAAACGCUAUCUUACAUGCUUUAGCCGCUUGUCCGCAAUUUAUCACUUGGCUUGAGAAAGACAAAUAUGCCAAAGAAACAAGCUUACGCAGUACAUUAGCUACGGUCUUAUCAGUUGUAAACGGAACAAAUAAAUCAGUGCAAGACACUUAUGCACCAGCAGCAGUAAUAAACGCUUUGAAAAGGCUCGGUUGGGUAAUACCAGCAGGAGAACAAGAUGCACACGAAUUACUUAACGUUAUUCUGACAACUUUAGAUGAAGAAACGCAAAAAAUUGGCAGAAAGGCUGGGUGUUUGUCGGACGCACUUGGUAUGAACGAUUUAGGUGAAUUAACAAACGAAGAGGAAGAACCAACGGAAUUUAAUUCCUUAGGCAGUGUCAUGUCCCUAAACGAGUUGUGUAGACCCAACAGUUUGACUUGGAGAGGCGGGGCUAUCAGGAGAAACAGGUGGAUAUCUAGGUCUUGCAGGGCUUUACAGAUGUCGGGGCCUCCCCCACAACCAGCGACACACCCCUUUACAGGGACUUUGACUAGUCAAUUGCGAUGUACUGAAUGUGGAUACAAAUCUGCCGUACGUUAUGAUAAAUUCGAAAGCUUGUCGCUGGCACUACCUAGCGGCGCGGGUGAUUUGGGUUGGGGUCGGCACAAACUUCAUCAAUUAUUAACGAAUUUUGUCACUCCGGAAGUAGUUCAGGACGUCCAGUGUGAGGGUUGUAAUAGGGAUAGGGAUCCUGCAAGGCCUGCUAUUCUAUCGAGGCAGAUAAAAAUUCUUAAUUUCGGAAAGUUGCCUCUGUGUUUGUGCAUUCAUAUUUCCCGAAAUACUUGGCAGCCUAGCGGCAUGUCCAAGAGGCAAGAUUACGUCCAAUUUCCAAUGAGGUUGUCCAUGUCAGCUUAUACAUUCAUUCAAGUGCAUUAUCAGAGGAAGCUGCCUAACGCAAAUUACACUAGUACAAGCGAGGGGGGAAGUCCAUUGUCCAGCAGUACCCCUCUCUGUUGGACUGGAAGCUCCCUGAGCGAUAUGGCCAAUGAGUUUAGAAACGUCUACCAGCUUGCCGCAGUUGUUGUGCAUGCCGGGGAUGCCCAUUCGGGUCAUUUUAUAACGUACCGGAAGGGAUGUCAGAACAGCAGGUGGUAUUACACCUCCGACGUGGAAAUAAGGGAAGUUACGGUCGACGAAGUGCUCCAAAGCACGGCUUACAUGUUGUUCUACGAGAAAACAGUCUCGAUGGCCAGCGCCUUUUAAUUCUCACCAAAAUUUAUGCUGUGAUUGUCUUUGCAUUUGUGGUAAACGUUUUAUUUAUACGCUCCGAGUUCCUCUGGGGGAAGAAUAUCCUGUAUUCACCCGUCUUCAUUCCAUUUCCUUUAACGAUGCAACCGCACCAUAUCGUAGUAAAGAGAAUAGCUAAUUUGCUGUAGAAAAAGGUAUAAAUGCCAUGGAGGUUGCGGAACAUGUGUUGGGAAGAGGGGGUUGGUAAGCAGUUUAUAGUUGAUGUGAUGAGCAACUAUGCGAUUGUUUUUGUAACAUCAACUGUGCCGAAAUUAUCUCCUUUCUUUCUGGACGUGUUAAAAUCCUGGCAUUUUUCGUAAUCAGGUUUUAUUUUACCUCGUACAUAUUCCAAUUUGUUUCUCAAGUAGGAGAUACUUUGUCAAUAAAAACUGAAGCAUUUCGAUUUCAAUUUAUCUGUUAUUUGCAAAAUAAGGAAGAAACGGUGAAUGCUUCGUUUGUAUAAGAAACUUUUUAAAAAGUUGAUGUCCAUUGAAUUUUCUUAAAAUCUAGUAACCUCUUAAAAAAACUUUAAGAAUUACAAUUUUUGCUACGGUUAUUUUAUAAUGUUGGCAGUUAUCGAAUUAUGAGUCUCUACGUUGUUUUUUUUUUUUUUCAUAGAAUAAAUAAAAGUACGUUUCUGGUUGACAAAUUUUGAUAUUGUUAAGAAUGUUUUAUAAUUUUUUGAGUCACAUAGUAGAUCGAAUGUGACGUGUUGGUUAAGGUUGACGUUUUCAUCCUAUAUUUUACAAUUUAUGUGUAUAUUUAUUGAAUAUGUUACUUAUAUUGUAGCGUUAAAUAAAAUUUAAGAAACACUUUA
Messenger RNA from Anoplophora glabripennis (Asian longhorned beetle), 2428 nucleotides. RefSeq names its product ubiquitin carboxyl-terminal hydrolase 30 homolog (gene Usp30). Gene Ontology annotation, molecular function: cysteine-type endopeptidase activity; cysteine-type deubiquitinase activity. NCBI's taxonomy places the organism in Eukaryota, Metazoa, Arthropoda, Insecta, Coleoptera, Cerambycidae. Gene Ontology annotation, biological process: protein deubiquitination. The record is from RefSeq and is a predicted model, not a curated record. Gene Ontology annotation, cellular component: cytosol; nucleus. The transcript has 7 exons. Bases 199 to 1587 code for a protein of 462 amino acids.